This is a messenger RNA of Ahaetulla prasina, 2176 nucleotides long. RefSeq lists its product as uncharacterized. The transcript has a single exon. Lineage: Eukaryota; Metazoa; Chordata; Lepidosauria; Squamata; Colubridae. The record is from RefSeq and is a predicted model, not a curated record. The annotation marks the transcript as partial.
UUGGGUUGUCUUUUGCCCCGAGGGUUUUCACCAAGAUCUUGGCUGCUAUGGCAGCUCAUCUUAGGUCCAUACCUAUUCGACUUUAUUGUUAUUUGGAUGAUAUUUUAAUUUUAUCAUCGUCAGAGUCAAUGGCCAGAAGGGAUUUACAGAUUGUAGUUCAGACUCUUUCUUUACAUGGCUUCUCUAUUAAUAUAGAGAAAAGUCAUUUGACCCCCUCAACCUGUUUACUUCACUUAGGAGCAAAUAUUGAUUCCAUAUUAGGUAGAGUCUCUUUAUCUCAGGAGAGACAGAGUAGUUUAAGAUCUUUAGCUGGUUCUUUAAUAAAGGAAAGCAGAGUUUCCUUGCUGUCAUUAUCCCAACUCCUGGGAAAGAUGAUUUCAACCAUUUCCAUCGUUCCAUGGGCGAGAUUUCAUACUAGAGACCUCCAGUGGUUCCUGUUGCCAUUCCAAAGAGCGGGCACAGGCAAUUCCACUUCCAAAGUCCUACUGCCCAAGGAGGUUCGCAAGUCCUUCUUCUGGUGGUUGUCAUCGGCGAUUUCCAAGGGAUCUCCUUUGCACGAGCCUCAUCGUUUGGUGGUAACUACGGAUGCCAGUCUUUUCGGUUGGGGUGCACACCUCAAAUCGCUGCUGGCUCAAGGGAGCUGGUCCAUCACUGAACGCCGUUUUCCUAUCAACCGGCUAGAGCUACGGGCUAUUUAUCUAGCUCUUUGUUUUUUCCAGAACCAUCUAUCAGGCAAGCAUGUACUGGUGCUCACGGACAAUAUCACAGCCAAGGCUCAUGUCAACCGACAAGGGGGCACCAGAUCCAAGUCCUUGAUGAAGGAAGCAAGGACCCUAUUCCUGUGGGCAGAACGGAAUCUUCUGUCCUUGACUGCAGAACACAUCUCAGGGGUGUCCAAUAUUCAGGCAGACUGGCUCAGUCGUCAAGUCAUCGACCAGGCGGAGUGGCGUCUGCAUCCAGAUCUGUUCAACGACCUCUCACGUCGAUUUGGCACUCCAGUGGUGGACAUGUUCGCAACACGGCAGAACACGCAGCUUCCUCGUUUCUUUGCCAGGUUUCCAGAUCAUCUAGCAGAGGGAGUCGAUGCUCUUCGCAGUCCAUGGCCAGAGGGGUUACUCUACAUGUUCCCGCCUCUCUCAAUCAUUCCGAGAGUGGUCUGUCGGAUUCUGGAGGAACAGGCAGAGGUCAUCUUAAUCGCCCCUCACUGGCCUCGGAGGUCUUGGUUCGCAGAUCUCAAGUCGCUGUCAGUGGCUGCCCCCUGGAGGAUUCCUCCCAGCAGAGUGUCAUUAUCUCAAGGGGCUCUGGUUCAUUCAGAUCCUCUAUGGCUCCAGUUGACCGCCUGGCGCUUGAGCGGGGCGCCAUGAGAAGAGACAAUAUGUCUGCCAGGCUUAUCCGGACUAUGUUAGCGUCCCGGAGGCCUUCCACUGAGCGCAUUUACUCAGCCUCUUGGCGGGCUUUUUGUUCCUGGUGUCAAAGGGCGGGGGUUUCUCCACUCCGGGUUUCCAUUUUGCAUAUAUUGGAAUUUUUGCAGGAAGGGUUAGACAAGGGGUUAUCUUCCAACACACUUCGUAGACAGGUAGCAGCUAUUUCCACGGUUUUAUCCUGUGAUCCACUGACUUCCUUGUCUCAACAUCCUUCUAUCAGGAGGUUUUUCAAAGGGGCCAAAAAUUUAUGUCCUCCCGUGGUCCACAGAUAUCCCACUUGGGAUCUUUCGCUGGUCCUAAAUUCCCUAACAGGGCCUCCUUAUGAGCCAUUGAGGUCUACCUCUCUGAGGCUAUUAACUUGUAAGGUUGCCUUUUUGGUGGCUAUCACCUCUGCCAGAAGGAUUUCAGAAUUAGCUGCCCUCUCUGUCCGCAGUGAUCUUUGUGUUUUCCAUCCGGAUCGAGUAGUGCUCCGUUUGGAUCCUUCAUUCAUUCCUAAAGUAAAUUCAGUUUUCCAUCGCAUGCAGGAACUUAAUUUGCCUAAUUUUUGCCCUCACCCAGUCCACGGGUUAGAGCGCCGUUGGCAUACUUUAGAUGUUCGAAGAGCUUUGAGAAUUUACAUUAAGAGAACAGCAGAGUUAAGGAGAACAGAGUCCUUGUUUGUGUCUUUCCUUCCUGUUUCUUUAGGGCGUAAAGUGACAUCGUCCACUAUAGGCAGAUGGAUUAGGCAUACGAUAGCUAAGGCUUACGAGAUG